AUGCUAUGCUACAUACACAACCUAUUCAGCUGGGGAAAAGAAUCUCGUUCUUGCAAAGAGAAAAGCCCCCGUGGCCAGCAUUCCGUGCAAUGGAUGCCCCAUGAGUGUAAAGCCAUCCAGAUGUGGGUGGCUCAGAAAGUUCGCGAAGCAGAAAACCAAAAACUAGACAACGAACUCGACCCGAGCCUUGUCAGCUUUCAAAGGCUUGUGUAUAACGACCCAACCAUCUCUCGGCUAGCAGACGACAUGUUCACCGAGGCCUCGGCGCGAUAUCCUCUAGACCCGGAAGAGCAGCCUGCCAUCCAGAGCUUCCGGCAGUUCUUGCAGGUGGUCAACAUCAUCAUGCAGUCCGGGCCCGAGUUCUACGACAAGCCCGGAAGCGACAACGCCAUGGGAUUCGUCGGCUUUCCGAUCAACGCCCUUCUCGACUGGCCGAUGGGGACGAAGUCCGGCUACGAGUUCUUCAGGCGAAAGGACGUCAACGAGGCACUGAGAGACGUACUGAACACUUGGGCCAAGUUUCUGGGCACUGCGGCAUCGAAACAAUGCCUCCAGGGCUGGCUGUCGCCCCUGGGACGGGGCAUGCUGGCGGACCAGGCGAACGCCAGCAGAGACCAGUACAGCUUCCAGCAGCUUUUUGUCUGCCCCGACGCCGAGGACGAGAAGUACCUGGGCUUCGGGUCCUGGGACGCCUUUUUCACGCGAAGAUUCCGCGACGGCGUCCGUCCCGUCGAGAACCCGGACGACGCGGACACCGGGAACGCCCUGGUCGUAACCAACGCGUGCGAAUCGGCGCCGCUGAGGGUCGUCACGGACGUCAAGUUCCGAGACAACUUCACGCUCAAGGGGCAGCCGUACUCGCUCGUGGACAUGCUAAACGACAACCCGCUGGCGCCCGCGUUCGUCGGCGGCACUGUCUACCAGGCCUUCCUCAACGCGCUUAGCUACCACCGCUGGCACGCGCCCGUGAGCGGGACGGUCGUCGGGGUCGAGCUGGUCCCGGGCACGUACUACAGCGAGAGCUGGCACGAGGGGCUGGCCGGCAACCCGGGCAACCCGGACUCUCGGGCACCGAACCGUUCGCAGGCGUACAUCAGCGCCGUCGCCACCCGCGGCAUCAUCUACAUCCGAGCCCGCUGCCCCGAGAUCGGCCUCAUGGCCAUCGUGUUCGUGGGCAUGGCCGAGGUGUCCAGCUGCGAGUUCACUGUGGGCGUCGGCGACGAGGUCGUCAAGGGGCAGGAGAUUGGCAUGUUCCACUUCGGAGGCAGCUCACACUGCUUGGUAUUCAGGCCUGGCGUCAGACUUCGGUUCGUCGGCAGACAGCCGCCGUGGGACUGCGAGCACGAGGAGAACAAUCGGGUGAACAGCGCGCUGGCCGUUGUGAGAGCGUGA
Messenger RNA from Colletotrichum destructivum, 1392 nucleotides. Its product is annotated as Putative L-tryptophan decarboxylase PsiD. Gene Ontology annotation, molecular function: phosphatidylserine decarboxylase activity. The record is from RefSeq and is a predicted model, not a curated record. Bases 1 to 1392 code for a protein of 463 amino acids. Lineage: Eukaryota; Fungi; Ascomycota; Sordariomycetes; Glomerellales; Glomerellaceae. Gene Ontology annotation, biological process: phospholipid biosynthetic process. The transcript has a single exon.